This is a messenger RNA of Xiphias gladius (swordfish), 1207 nucleotides long. RefSeq names its product dolichyl-phosphate mannosyltransferase subunit 1, catalytic (gene dpm1). Bases 38 to 790 code for a protein of 250 amino acids. NCBI's taxonomy places the organism in Eukaryota, Metazoa, Chordata, Actinopteri, Istiophoriformes, Xiphiidae. Gene Ontology annotation, cellular component: endoplasmic reticulum membrane. The transcript has 9 exons. Gene Ontology annotation, molecular function: dolichyl-phosphate beta-D-mannosyltransferase activity. Gene Ontology annotation, biological process: protein O-linked glycosylation via mannose; GPI anchor biosynthetic process. The record is from RefSeq and is a predicted model, not a curated record.
UUUUUUUGUAACUACGCAGUGGUAACCUCACAUCGCCAUGGCAAGCCGAAAAACUUCGCACCCAAACCGGGACAGGGGGGACAAAUAUUCAGUAUUAUUACCUACCUACAACGAAAGGGAAAACUUACCUUUGAUAGUUUGGCUUUUGGUGAAAUAUUUCGGUGAAAGUGGAUAUAACUACGAGAUAAUUGUCAUUGACGACGGAAGCCCAGAUGGCACACUGGAGGUGGCAGAGCAGUUGCAAAAGAUUUAUGGAGAGGACAAGAUUCUUCUACGACCUAGAGCAAAAAAAUUAGGCCUUGGCACCGCCUACAUCCAUGGCAUGAAGCAUGCAACUGGGAACUUCAUCAUCAUAAUGGAUGCAGAUCUUUCCCAUCAUCCCAAAUUUAUCCCAGAAUUUAUUGAAAAGCAGAAGGAGGGGAAUUACGACUUGGUGUCUGGUACUCGAUACCAAGGCAACGGAGGUGUAUAUGGCUGGGACUUGCGCAGGAAACUCAUCAGUCGGGGAGCCAACUUUUUGACUCAAGUGUUGUUGAGACCUGGUGCUUCAGACCUCACAGGUAGCUUCAGGCUGUACAAGAAGAAGGUGUUGGAGAGUCUGGUUGAGCGGUGUGUGUCCAAAGGGUAUGUCUUUCAGAUGGAGAUGAUUGUUCGCGCCAGACAGCUCAACUACACAGUCGGAGAGGUACCCAUUUCCUUUGUGGAUCGAGUUUAUGGAGAGUCCAAACUGGGAGGGAAUGAGAUUGUGUCAUUCGUGAAAGGACUGCUCACACUCUUCGCCACAACAUGAUGAGUGAUGGACUGCGUUUGGACAUCCCGCUGUCAUAGAGUGUUCCUCUCACUCUUAAAGUCGCUGUCUUACAUACUGUACAGUAGUUAUAUCAGAAUUGUAAUGAGUGGAAAAAAGCUCCACUUGCCUAUGGUCGGACAGUGACAUGACGGCAAAUGACAAGGGAGACAUCUCUCUCCCCUCUUAGCAGUAAAUAUAUAAUAAUUCCCUGUCAGUAGCCGUCCAGAAUACUGAAGGAACAUAGUGCUUUACGUUGCCAUCAUCCUCUGCAAUGAAUUGUGAACAAAGCACACCGUGUCUCGUCAUUCCCUAUCCAGACAGCUAACUGAACUCUGCAUUAACACUAUGGUGAGAAGGGUUUACAGUUACCUGCUACACCUGUGAUUGUUUGUAUAAAAUUAAACAGUUUGCAUUGUU